UAUUGUCACAAAUCAGAACUGAGAUGCGAAUGAAAUGAAUGCUUAUGUUACGAAAACAAGUUGUACUUGAAACAACUUGAUUCUUAAGCCGCGUGAAAGUUUAAUCUAGGAGGUUUAUCUCCUUGAGUGUAAUUUUUAAUAAACGUAAAAACAUGUGAGAAAACUGUUUUUGUCGUCUGUGGAACACCCAUGUGAGUGAUAGAUUUAUUGUAUUGUAAACAAACCGAAGGCGAUACAAAUAAACAAAAACACUGGGUUUUCGUAGAAGAUAUCAAAUACGGAACUGUAGACAGAAUGCAGAAGCCACGGCAGUUUGCUGAGAAGUUUUGAUAUUUUCAUUAAGUGUAAUUUCUACAAAGGAACAGCAUUACAAAGUAAGACCGGGCGGGCGCCAUGUUGACGCGACUGCUGCUGCACGUGCUGGUGCGGCGCUUCUUCUCCGUCGCGUACGUGGCGGUGGCGCUCGUCCUGGCCGGCAGCUUCCUGCUGCUGGCAGUGACGAGCGGCGGGCUGCCCUCGCCGUGGCCGGCGUGCCCGGAACGGGGACCUCCGCCGGAGCAGCCGGUCGGCCACUUCCUGGUAGUGCUGGUGGUGUCGGCGCCGGCCGACGGGGGCGCCCGCGACACACUGCGCGACACGUGGUUCCGCUCCUGCCCGCAGGACGGCGACGUGCGGUGCUACUUCGUGUUGGGGACCGCCGGUCUCCCGAAGGACACGGUGCGCGAGCUGGAGGACGAGCGUGACCGCCACCACGAUCUGCUGCUGCUGCCCGAAGUCACCGACACGUUCGCCAAUCUCACGCUCAAGGUGCUGACGGCUCUUGUGUGGGCGGACGAGAAGGCGGGGGCACAGUACGUGCUCAAGUGUGACGACGACACGUUCGUCCGGCUGCCGAAGAUCGUCAACGAGCUGAAGGAGGGCGAAACGGCACCGUCGUCCGCGUCGCUCUACUGGGGGUUCUUUGACGGACGUGCUGCUGUGCAGAAGAAGGGCAAGUGGCAGGAAAACAACUGGAUUUUGUGUGACCAUUACCUCCCGUAUGCCCUCGGAGGCGGUUACGUCCUGGGUUCCAGACUGCUGCAUUACAUUACUCGUAACCGUCAUGACCUCCAGCUGUUCUACAACGAGGACGUGUCGGUGGGGACGUGGCUGGCCCCCCUGAAGGACGUGCGGCGCGUGCACGACCCGCGGUUCGACACGGAGUACAAGUCCCGGGGCUGCCACAACAGCUACCUGGUGACGCACAAGAAGAGCGCCGCGGAGAUGGCGGCCAUGUGGGAGCAGUUGCGCUGGGGCUCGGACCGGCUGUGCCCCGGGGGGCAGGAGACGCGCCUGCGGCUGUCCUACCGCUACGACUGGCUGGCACCGCCCUCGCUCUGCUGCCGUCGGCACGACCCCUCCAUCCCGUGAGGCCCAGUGUCGGCACUGCAUCACUGUUCCCCUCUUCUCCUCCGUCAUCUUCGUAUUCCCCCUUAUUGUUCGACAGUUUUUGUGCAGAAUUUCCUAUUCUGCUUACUACUGAAAACUUGGUACUGUCGUGUGAUCUCGCUGUUCAGAUAUCUGGGUUCACACCCGAAUUACUGUAGUCACAUUCCACAGUGUUUCCAACAGCUUCCCUAAUUGUCUUUGUCACGUGUGGUAUGCAGAUUUCAUCACUCACUGUUCAGAAUGGGACUCUGCACACUAUCCUAACAAAUGUUUCCAGGCACCCUGAAGAAUGAGAAAGUCUUGUAAAAUUCUAAAGCUGAACAAAAGGCUGUGUCAAACUGCUGAAAGGAAAACUUCUUAUAAGAACAUCGACAUCUACAUAUAUACCGGGUGAUCA
This is a messenger RNA of Schistocerca piceifrons (Central American locust), 1825 nucleotides long. RefSeq names its product beta-1,3-galactosyltransferase 6-like. Gene Ontology annotation, biological process: glycosaminoglycan biosynthetic process. The record is from RefSeq and is a predicted model, not a curated record. Gene Ontology annotation, molecular function: UDP-galactosyltransferase activity. Lineage: Eukaryota; Metazoa; Arthropoda; Insecta; Orthoptera; Acrididae. The coding region runs from base 394 to 1410 and encodes 338 amino acids. Gene Ontology annotation, cellular component: membrane. The transcript has 5 exons.